AUGAGCGAAACUCAUCAUAUUGGCCAGCGGAUUUCUUACGAUGGCGCAGCUUGCACGGUGCGCUUCAUCGGCGGGGUUGCUGGCACGACGGGCAGCUGGUUAGGCGUCGAGUGGGAUGAUGCCGCACGAGGCAAACACGAUGGCUCUCACAAGGGCACUCGCUACUUUACAUGCAAAUCAAAAUCCCCCACCGCCGCUUCAUUUGUCCGGCCAACUCGUCCAGCAGACAGCCCCCAGAGCUUCCUCGCCGCCCUCAAUGAGCGGUACGUCAUGGAUGCGCCGGGGGCGGUCAAGGGCAAGUCCAAGAUCGAGAUUGUCAUCUCGGGCAAGGUCGCCCAGGAGAUGGGCUUUGACAAGAUCUGGCGGCGACAGUCGCGGCUGCGGGAGACCAAGAUUGUAAUUCUCGACAGCCUGCGGGUUGCCGUGGCGAGGACGGAGGGGGACGUCAACGAGGAGGGCGUCGCGGCGACGAUUGCUGAGACUGCGCCCAAGAUUGUGGAGUUGGAUUUGAGCAGAAACUUGUUUGAGCGGUUUGGGCCGGUGCUGGACAUUUGUCGAGAUUUGAAGGAUUUGCAGAAGCUUAGCAUCAAUGGAAACAGAUUUCUAGAUAUCCUAACCGAUGAUACUCUCAACGGUGCAGAGUCGGUUCUAGGGGGAGUAAUCGAGCUGCAGCUAGGAGAGACGUUGAUGAGCUGGCAAGAGUCGUGUUUAGUAGCAAGCAAAUGCCCUUCCCUGGCUACACUUCUCGUGGGGUCGAACCAGCUAUCAACUCUACCAACUAUAGUCCAAGACAGUCUACCAUCAACUCUGACGUCGAUUAAUCUGGAGUACAAUGAUUUCACGAGCUUGUCAGACAUUGCUAGCCUUGCGAUGCUCAACAAUCUUCGCUAUCUACAGCUCAAGGGAAACAACAUAUCAGCCAUAUCAUCUUCUUCCGGCCCUAACGAUGUCGUUUUCCCUCCAUCAGUACAAUACGUCGAUCUCUCUUACAACAAAAUAGACAGCUGGGAGUUUGUCGACAAACUCCCGGCCGUAUUCCCCGGCAUGAUAGGGCUUCGCAUCACCCACAACCCCAUCUACUACUCCAUGGAUGCCGAUUCCAAUGCGCAAUCUUCGGAUGAAUCCUUCAUGUUUACCGUUGCUCGUAUUGCUCAGCUCAAGACGCUCAACUUUACACACAUCACCACCACAGACCGCACCAAUGCCGAAAUGUUCUACCUAUCGCGCAUCGCGAAGCAGCUGGCUACGGUACCCGAAGCUGCAGAGGAUUCCGUCAAAGUCCUCCACCCGCGGUAUAAUGAGCUGUGUGAAGCGUAUGGCGAGCCCGACGUGAUUCGUCGUGAGGAAAUCAACCCCAACUUCCUCGAAGCUCGCCUCGUCACUACGGAGUUUCAUUAUGAGGGAGCUUCCGAAGAGGGCAAGAAGACGAGAAUCACUAGGAUUCCAAAGUCCUUUGACAUUUAUGCCGUCAAGGGCAUCGUGGGCAAGAUGUAUGGCUUAGCGCCCCUUAAAUUAAGGCUGAUUUGGGAGACUGGGGAGUGGGAUCCCGUAGCCGGAUAUGACGAACAGGAUGGCGAUGAUGACAGCGACGAUGAGGACGACGCCCUCCCGGAGACGGAUCCGGACAGUCAGGAAGCAAGCGGUGAAGAAGACAAGGCAGGCAGGUGGGUGAAGAGAGAGGUUGAGCUUACGGAUGGUCCAAAGCAGCUGGGGUAUUGCGUCGACGGGUUAAGAGCGAGGAUCAGAGUAGAGGCAUCACGCAGCUGA
Messenger RNA from Trichoderma breve, 1767 nucleotides. RefSeq names its product CAP-Gly domain-containing protein. The record is from RefSeq and is a predicted model, not a curated record. Lineage: Eukaryota; Fungi; Ascomycota; Sordariomycetes; Hypocreales; Hypocreaceae. The transcript has 3 exons. Gene Ontology annotation, molecular function: protein binding. Bases 1 to 1767 code for a protein of 588 amino acids.